AUGACGGCUGCUAGGGCUUCCAAUAUCUGGGCAACGUGGACCUCGAUCAGCGACGAUGGUCUGGUUGGCUGGGUACCCUCUACGGUAGCAGCGGAAGGCAUCCGGGAAGCGUUUGAAUCCGAAACCGGAAUGAAGUUCGUCACCGAGUGGAAAACGGGACCGUGGAGGAAUCCCAACGGAGAUGAUUCUGACGUCGACCUCGUGGUGGUUAGGAAGAAGUCGAAAAGUUCCAAAUUGAAGGCGAAGGAGGAGAACCAAACAAACGAAGAAGAAUGGGAAGGUGACCCUGACGAAGAUCAUGAUGAAACGGAAGAUCAGACUGAACGUCAGAAGGGAGGCAGAGAGAAGGUUGUGCCAUUCAAGACGCGAUUCACAGAUAACAUAUGGAAAGAAACCACUGUGCCGAACGACGGUGUACCGUUCUUUAGCGUAUCACGGUUCAUAUGUUCAUGUAUCUUCGGCAAAGACAGACAUGACAGAGGUAAACAAAGAAUGCGAAGACAUGAACAGGAACGAAAGAGAUCUGAAGAGGAAGGGACCCCUCUCCCCAAGCGAAGACAAAGAGCUGCUACAAGAAAGGUCUGCUGCCCAGCCAUGUUGGCUAUGAAAAAAGUGGUGCGGUUUCCAGACUUUAAGGUGAAUGAGUUCACACCCAAAAAGUGUCGUGAGAUGCGGGAGACCCUACGAGCCAAGCUACUUUCGGGGGAGGAGGUUCGGAGAGAGAUCCGUGUCUACAUGAAGCUACCAACGGAGGCAGACCACGCAAAACACGAGCUAGUUGGGGAACCAAAGAAGAAACGAAAGAAGCUGAUCAAGUACAACUCCAAUGCCCCAACCGCUACGCUUGAGGACAUUGAAAAUGCUUACAAGGUCGUUCAGAACAGCGCCCUCUGUAAGCGAACGCCCAUGAUGCUCCAUGCCGAAGUGUUGUUGGACCUGGACGUCGGUUGUGAACUGGGUCUGAAGCUUGAAAACAUGCAAACCACUGGCUCUUUCAAAGUUAGGGGCUUGGCCAAUCAGCUCGCUCAGAUUCCUCAGAGCAUCAACAAACAGGAAGUAGAACUGGUUACCAUGUCAGCAGGGAACUAUGGGAAGGCGUUUGCGUUCGCCCUACAGGAUUCGGGUUUCAAAGCGAGGGUGCUCAUGCCUGAUACGGCCCCAGCCAACAGGGAGGAAGUUAUGAAGAGUUAUGGUGUAGAAGUCGAGAGACUGCCUAACGAUGUUCUCAAGCCCACCAUUGAUCACUAUGUCACAGAAUAUGGAAUGCACUAUCUACAUCCCUUUGAUGAUUUUCAUCUGAUUUGCGGUCAUGGAAGCGUAGGCUUGGAGAUCCUGGAAGACGUUCCAGACCCUGAUGUGAUACUGGUAUGCUGCGGGGGAGGAGGUUUGCUGGCUGGAAUAGCCGCUGCUGUUAAACUAUCAGGGAAUUCUGAGACAAGGAUCUAUGGGGUCGAACCUGAGCAAGCUUGCCUGAUGUACAUGAGUAUGCAGCUGAACAAAGUUGUGAUAAAUCCCUCGGUUCAGUCUGUCGCCUCAGGAUUAGCACCACCCUUUGCAGGCUACAAUGCGUAUCGUCAUGCAGCCAAGUACGUUGAUGAUAUCCUGUUGUUGAGUGAGGCCGAGAUCAUUGCUUCCGUCACACGUCUUUACCAUGCUGGCCUGGUGGUGGAGCCAGCAGGAGCAGCAGCCUUCGGGGCACUUCUCUUCAGCAAGGUGCCAGACAUUGAGGGCAAGAAGGUGGUUGCUGUCAUCACUGGUAGUAACGUCUCGCCGGAAGAGCUUUGCAAUAUCGUUCAGACAGCAUCGUGACAGGGUUCAUAGUAGGUCAUCAGGAGUAAAAAGGCAGUCACUGGAAGUAACAUCUUACUAAAAGAGCUUUGCAAUACUGUUCAGAUGGCAAUGUGACAGGGUUCAUAAGAGGACAUCAAGGUCAAGAAAGCAGUUGCUGUGAUCUCUGGAAGUUACAUCUUGUCAGAAGAGCAUUGUAAUAGCAUUCUGAUGCCAUCGUGACAGGGUUCAUAGUAGGUCAUCAAGGGCAAAAAGGCAGUCUCUGAGAUCACGCCUCACUAAAAGAGCUUUGCAAUAUUAUUCAGACUGCAACAUUACAGGGCUCGUAGUAGGACAUCAAGCUCAAGAAAGCAGUUGUUGUGAUCACUGGAAGUUACAUCUCGUCAGAAAGCUUUUUAAUAUCAUUCCAAUGCCAUCGUGACAGGGUUCAUCGUAUAACAUUGAGGGCAAGGUGGUGGUCGCUUUGAUCAUUGGAAGUAACGCCUCGUUAGAACAGCUUUGCAGAUAUCGUUCAGACAGGGUUCAGAGUAGGUCGUCAAGAGUGAAAAGGUGGUUGCUUUGAACACUGGAAGUCAUAUCUCGCCGGAAAAGCUUUGCAAUAUCGUUCAGAUGGCAUUGUGACAGAUUUCAUAGUAGGACUGAACGAUUGGAAGAAGCAGCUUGGACCUACAUGUAAAAUGUAUCAAUUGUCUUGUCUAUCAAAAAAUAGCAGUACAGCAAGACAAUGCUGUUGCAGGAUUCCUUCUGCAAAGAUGGUUGAACAUGCAAGGGGCACCAUGUCUCGAUUAUCAAAGAGCGACAGUACUGCGAGGCAAUUUGCAGGACUUAUCCUACAGGGAUGGUUGAAGAUGAAGUUUGGACCUAAAGAUGCAUCCUGUGUCUCGACUAUUGACAAACUGCAGUAAGACUGCCUGCAAUGAUGGUUGAAAAUGCAAGUUGGACCUAAUGAUGUAUCAUGUCUUGGCUAUCCAAUUGCAAUAUUGGAAGGCAAUGCCUUUACAGGACAUUCUGCAAUGAUGGUUUAAGACACAAUUUGGACCCAAGAUUCAUCAUACCUUGGUUAUCAAAGAACUGCAAUACUGCAAGGCAAUGUUGCAGGACCCAUUCUGCAAUGAGAGUUGAAGGCAGUCGGACAACAAUAUACGUGCUAAAUUAAACGUAAUUGCACAAAUCUUCAUCCAUCAAAGAAUUAGAUGUGAAUUUAAAAGAAAUGUUCACAGAUGAGCAUGUCAUGUGAUGUCUUAAUCAAUUCCCCUCCAUAUAACAUACCUGCAAAGUAGUCCUGAUUUUCCGUAAAGUACUGAAAACUGAAAAGAAAACAAAUGGUUUCAUGCACAAAAUACUGAUUUCUAAAAUUUCAGUUUUAUGUGUUGUCCUAUGG
Molecule: messenger RNA, 3169 nt
Organism: Lytechinus variegatus (green sea urchin)
Lineage: Eukaryota; Metazoa; Echinodermata; Echinoidea; Temnopleuroida; Toxopneustidae
Product: putative threonine dehydratase
Exons: 10
Coding region: 1-1809 (602 amino acids)
Biological process (GO): L-threonine catabolic process; L-serine catabolic process
Molecular function (GO): DNA-binding transcription factor activity; threonine deaminase activity; L-serine ammonia-lyase activity
Source: RefSeq, a predicted model, not a curated record